AUGAGCCUCACCAUGCCACGGAUCGUGAGCGAAGAGGAGUCGCGACACAAACCACGAAUCCUCUGCCUACAUGGCGGCGGAGUCACAGCCGAGGUCUUUGAGAUGCAAGCGCGGUCACUGAUUCGCUGUCUUCCCGACUUUCGACUCGUCUUCGCCGACGGGCCAUUCUUCUGCGAUGCCGGACCCGGAAUCAUGUCCGUCUAUUCAGAACACGGUCCAUUCCGGAGAUGGGUACGAUGGCUGCCCGAACACCCUCCGAUCGAUGAUGAUACUGCAAUAGAAGAAAUCAUGUACGCGAUCAACACAUGUAAAGAGAACGAUCGAGGUGACGGGCCAUGGGUUGGCUUGCUGGGCUUCAGCCAGGGCGCCAAAAUCGUAUCGAGCUUGCUCUACGACCAGCAGAUUCGCCUUGAGAAGACGGGCAAGGCGGACACGGAUUACAAAUUUGCGGUGGUCAUGGCAGGACAGGGACCGCUGGUGUCGUUAUCCGAGCACAGCCAGAGUCCGGCCAUGAUUACCGCUGGCGCGAUGAGUCAACGGUUUGAGGGUGUCAGCCCACAUAUCGUCAAAUUGCCUACAAUCCAUCUCCAUGGCUUGAGCGAUCCGGGCUUGCCUCUUCAUCAGCAGUUCUUCCGCCAGUACCACGACUUGUCGAGCAGUUUGCUUCUAGAAUGGGCCGGUGCGCAUCGCGUACCGAUAAAGAAGGAAGAUGUGGAGCCUCUUACGGAAGCAAUCUAUAAUGUUGCUAGAAGACAGGGAGUGGAGUUUGAAGACGAGUGA
Molecule: messenger RNA, 780 nt
Organism: Dissoconium aciculare CBS 342.82
Lineage: Eukaryota; Fungi; Ascomycota; Dothideomycetes; Mycosphaerellales; Dissoconiaceae
Exons: 1
Coding region: 1-780 (259 amino acids)
Biological process (GO): secondary metabolite biosynthetic process
Cellular component (GO): cytoplasm; nucleus
Source: RefSeq, a predicted model, not a curated record